AUGGGGGCCACCAAGCGCUGCCUGGUAGUUCAACACGAAAGGUGGCCUGCUCGGUCGGACAGCUUGAUGUCUCCUGGACAGAUUGGAUGCUGGUUGAAGAGACUGCGGAAAGAGUUCACGUUUGGGAGAGUGUUUGCCUGUGUUGCAGGAGGUCCGCAACCGUGCUUAAUUGUUCAACACAAAAGAGUGCCUAGUUGCAAUUUGAAGGAUUGCCUGCGAACGUUAUGCGUCUCAACAUACAUAAUGUGGCUGAACGACUUGCACUCGAAUGAGGGCUACCAAAUGAGUAAAUUUGCCAAGUUUGUACUGGACACAAGAUUUUGCCAACCACACACUGGAAUCAAUAAGUUUUUCUCUGUAACUUCCUUGAACUGGUGGAAUGAUAUUAAAAAAUUUACAAGAUUGGUAUACGCAAGUGAUCCAACGGUGACAGCACAGCAAAACAUUGAUCCCGAUGUUGUACAACAUACUCAUAAUCUUCAUAAAAAUAUUAUUAAAACAGAAUAUUUGAAAAUUAUCGGAGAUACUUUGAUGAAAAAAAUACAUGAUGAUUCGAAAAAAAGGAAGAGAAAAACUAUUCGAACCCGAAAAAAUUUUCAAACUGCAAAAUCCAAUGAUAUAGAAAAUCGAAGAACAGCUGUAUAUAAUGACAGCUAUGAUUUGAAUGCCGAAAUAAAUAAUUUUUUUCAAAGUUCACAUCCGUCCAAUCUGUUCUUUAAGCGAGAUAAUUGCUCCAAAUGUUUUAUGGAGAUUAAUAUCUCCGAACUAUUAAGGUUUUGUUCAUACUGCGGAAGUAAAAUUGUGUUGUCUGAUGACGUUAACGAGCUUGAGAGUGAUGAGGAUGGAUCAGUUAAAUCUGAUUGUGAAGCAGAUGAAAAUAAGGACGAUAAUGAUCUUCCUAAAAUAAACAAAUUGGCUUUUCGCGAAGUACACAAUGCUAUUCCAGAUACUGCGAAGAUGCAUUUGAAGUCGGGAAAGAUAGUAGAGGAUGUUCUUUUCGAUUUCGCCAAAGAUAUGGAGCAUGAACAGGCAUUGUUCACUGAGGCGGAAUGGAAUGAAUUAACUGAAGAUCGAAUUAGAUUUCCAGCUGUUCCGCAUGAAAUUGCGAAAGAGCUGAUGAGAUACAGAAAAACAACAUUAAGCGAGCUUCGUAAUUCUGUUAUGACAUCGUAUUUACAAGAUGGAACAAUUUAUAAUAUCAAUAAGCAUUACGAUCAGGAGUGGAUACAAAUGGCAUUUACUGCUGCUUUUUUCGGGACGUGCAUCGACUUCUGUAUGAGGGAUAUUCAAUUGGGCACGGAUAUUAAGAGGACUGAUGCACCAUCACUAGCUAGUGCCAACAGGAAAAACCGUGGUCGGUCAGGAAACACAAACACCAGGAAAUUGACUGGACGCAAAAUCGAUGGGAUAGUAUAUAUAGUUGACAGACUUAUUGAAGUGGGAGCCAUUGAGGCGGCGAGAUCAUUCUUAGGAGUUUCGGACCAAAAAUAUCUUCUUGAAACAUUCAAGAUGCCAAAAACUCUUCGUGAUAUAUAUGCUGAUCUUGUGAGAACUGCAAAUUACGAAGAUCGAAAAGCUAACAAUAUUCAGGUAUUUGGUAUCUUGCACCUUGGGUUAUGGAUUCAAUUUGCAAGACUGUGGCGUGCUGGUGGUUCAGUUUGUAUUUUUCGGAAAGACCCUGUAUCUCACCAUGUAGAUAGUAAAUUCUCUGAAGAUGGAAUAAAAUCUUUUCUCAAACUUAUGGCAGCGAUAUAUCAACACAAGCUUAUCAUAAGGAAUAACUUACAAACAUUGAAUAUCCGGAAUACAAAUAUUGAGCCAACGGAUGAAGACUUUUUAAAUGAGCUGUUAGAAGUUGGAGAUUAUUCUGCUUCACCAACAUCAAAUAUUUUUUUUGCCGACUCUUGGCCUACCCCAAGAAAAAAGAGAAAGAAUUCAAAGAAAAAGAAUGCAAGAAAAAUGAGAAAGUUGUAA
Molecule: messenger RNA, 1974 nt
Organism: Funneliformis caledonium
Lineage: Eukaryota; Fungi; Glomeromycota; Glomeromycetes; Glomerales; Glomeraceae
Source: the annotation of a GenBank genome assembly